Messenger RNA from Rhipicephalus microplus (southern cattle tick), 1570 nucleotides. RefSeq lists its product as uncharacterized. The record is from RefSeq and is a predicted model, not a curated record. NCBI's taxonomy places the organism in Eukaryota, Metazoa, Arthropoda, Arachnida, Ixodida, Ixodidae.
AUUGCCGGCGCCGCUUCAUUGUCAGGCACAAGGAACUAGACGUGUAUCUGGAGAAAUGCCUUCCGAGAAGGAAGCCAACGAUUGCCUGUCCAACACCUACGGGUCCUUGAGACCAGAGAGGGGGCGCGUGAAUAUAAAACAGCGCGCGGCGUGGCAGCGCCUGUGACCAGUCCACCAAAAGUGCCAGAGCCAUGAGGACCACUCUAGUUUUAUCGAGCCUGCUUGCCCUCUGCCUCCUUGUUCUCGCUGAAGACAAGCCGGCCGAAGAGAAACCAGCUGAAACUACAACAGUAGCAGGAUCUACUAAUGAUGAGAAGAAGGAAGGUGACGAGAAGAUUGAAGGCCGUGGGCUCUUCCUGAGUGGCGGCGGGCUUGGUGGUGGUCUCGGUGGCUGCCCGCCAUGCCCUUGUGGCUAUGGACCAGGCAUUGGUGGAGGAUUCCGUGGAGCAGGCUACGGUUCAGGAUACGGUGCUGGCUACGGCGCUGGCGGUGCUGGCUAUGGAGGGGGUUAUAGCAGCGGCUACCGUGGUGGCUACGGUGGUGGUUCCUACGGUGGUGGCUACGGUGGAGGUAUUCGUCCCGGGCUGGGAAUAGGAGGCGUUAGCUAUGGAGGAGGUGUAGGUCCAGGAUAUGGAGGAGGAGUUGGUCCUGGAAUUGGUAAAGGUGUCAUCGGAGGACCCGUCGGGCCUGUUGGUGGUGCUGGAGUCGGCGUCGGUCCCGGGAUAGGUAAAGGAGUUGGCGGAGUGCCUGUAGGAGGUCCCGUUGGAGGUCCCAUGGGUGGCGCUGUUGGUGUCGGCCCUGGUCUUGGUGGAGCAGUAGUCGGAGGACCCGUCGGAGGACCUGUUGGAGGAGCUAUUGGUGUUGGCCCCGGGGUCGGUGGUGGUGUCGGACCCGGCGUUGGUGUUCCAGUUGGUGGCGCGAUUGCUGGAGGCUAUGGAGGUGGCGUCGGCGGCGGCUACGGAGGCGGCCUCGGUGGCGUCGCUGGGGCUGCUACUUCUGGUUCCGCAUACGAAAGUGCUGGAGGUUUCGCUGACAAGGCGGCUGGGCAGGAAGCUGGUCAAGGAAGUUUUGCCUAUAAUGUUGGCGGCUCGGACAGGAAAGUCUUCGGGCAAAGCUCGUCCUACGGAGACUCCAAGAGCUUCGGUCUGAGCGAGAGCUCGGGAUUCAACCGUGGUGAAGGUCAAGCCAGCCAUGGCAGUGCCUACGGCAAGGAAGCCGCUGGUUCAGGUUCCGUGUCCCACAGUUCUGGAAAGGAGGUGGUUGUCGGCUGAAAGAUUUUCAUAGAUGGCUGUGCGUGCGCUGGUCGCCAACGCCAUUUUUCAUCUGCCCGAUACAGCUCGCAUCGUCUAUCCUGUGCCAUAGUCUUCGAACGUCCGUGCAGUAAUAAGUUACACUUCUCAAGACAACAUCGAGUGAAACCAGUCCGAAGAAUGACAAUGUAAUACAUUUUUUGUAUUCAAAUGGGAGCGCCCAUAUUUGUCAAGCAUCGUGCAAGCAAGUACCAAAAAAGGGGAAAAGGCGAAGGUAUGCUACAGGUAACUUCAAACAAUAAAAAUAUUUUCACAAACAG